Molecule: messenger RNA, 1932 nt
Organism: Paramacrobiotus metropolitanus
Lineage: Eukaryota; Metazoa; Tardigrada; Eutardigrada; Parachela; Macrobiotidae
Product: lanC-like protein 3
Exons: 8
Coding region: 167-1558 (463 amino acids)
Biological process (GO): carbohydrate metabolic process; peptide modification
Cellular component (GO): plasma membrane
Source: RefSeq, a predicted model, not a curated record
GGAAAUACUUGCCUUGCUUUAACAUUUUCAAACAGCAUCCGAUAUGUCUUUGUAAUGCACUAAAUGCAGUACUUAAGACAUACUAUAAUCGACUACGAGUAGAUCCGGAGCGCAUUCGGCGCAACCUGCGCAGAUCUUAUUUUAACCAACGACAAUACAAAAGGCAAUGUCUGUUCGUAACCACGAUCCAAAUAUUAACCUGCGUACCACAUUUGCAAUGGACCAACACCAUCGAUCCGAGGUCAAAGAUGCCGGUCAGCGAUACUUCAACAACCAGUUCGCUGAAUACUCCAACCAGCCUCUGACCGACCAGUCCCAAUAUAUGGACCAGGCGCUGGGUCUCAUGCAGGAUAUCUACACAUACUAUACAUCUAAUCCCAGUCGGAAGCGUCGUGACCUCUACACCGGUGGCGCCGGUAUCGCCUACGCCUGUGUGCGAUUACUGCAGCAUUUGCCGGAUGAUAAUCAGGACCGAGAAAACAUCCAGCGCCUGUGUGCUAACAUUAUUGAUUCAAUAUUAACGGAACACCGCGCAACACUGGGCCGGGACAAAUCCCUGAUGAACGGGGAUGCCGGAGUAUGGAUGGCGGCAGCCCUGGUCUAUGCGGAAUUGGACCGGAUGACCGACGCGGAAAAGGCCCUGAAGGAGUAUGUGGGGUGCUGUGCUGGGGUGGAGCGGAUGACCUUAACCGGAUCGAGUGGUGAUGAACUGUUUACGGGACGGUGUGGGUUUUUAGUUGGGUUUCUGGAAUUAUGGAAACGUUUUCCGGAGCAUUCGAUUUUGUUUGAAGUGCCGGUUGCGGGAAUUAUCAGAGCCAUACUGGCGUCUGGACGAGAGUAUAGUAAUAUGCGGGGAUUCCAUACGCUAAGUCCACUGAUGUUCCUCCAUUAUGAAGCUGAAUAUGUAGGUGCGGCUCAUGGAAUUUCGACUAUACUGCAGUCACUUCUUGGGUUUCCAACAAUUUUAGCCGAAAUUCCAGGAGCGAUUAAUGAUAUCAAGGCGACGUACGAGUAUCUUCUAUCCAGUCAACGUGAUAGCGGAAAUUUUCCGAAUAUAUUUGGAGCAGUUGAGGAUGAAACAUCGGAACUUGUGCAGUGGUGUCAUGGCGCUGCCGGUGUGAUAUAUUCCCUCGCAAAGGCAUAUUUAUUUUGGAAAGAAGAUAAAUAUCUGAAUGCUUGUAAAAAGUGCGCAGACAUACUGUGGAAAAAAGGCUUGUUAAAAAAGGGACCGGGUUUAUGUCACGGAAUUUCCGGUAGCGGUUACGCGUUUCUACUUAUCUACAGAAUUACAGAAGAUGCGGAAUAUCUCUAUCGCGCGAACUGUUUUGCUGAUGUGAUGUUUCAGCCAUCCAUUCGGGAAUCAUCGCGGUUGCCGGAUCAUCCAUACUCAUUAUACGAAGGAAUAGCCGGCACACUGUGCUAUUACGUGGAUUUAGCCGACCCGAUGCAGAGUGCGUUUCCAUUAUUUGACGUGUUGGUGGAAUGCAAAUCGACUUUAAAAAGACGCGUAACAGGAGACAAUAAUUUACCAAGCAUGUACCUGACCUCGGUUUCUUAGAAGUACCACGUAAAACAUCUUGUUACGCGUGUAAAAUUCCAAAUUUGCAAGUGCUUCUUUGGUCAUCACACACAUCGUACUGACACUGUACCUAUUCGACAAUGGACUUACUUUACACUGCGCUUGGCUAAUGCAAUAACAUUAAUUAUAUGUAAUUAGCGAAUUUUACUGGAGUCUGGAUUUGUGAUAAUUAUUUCGCCUACGUUGUUACAUUAAAUCACACAACAUCCCGUGUGUGGCAUGUAAAAUUUGCAGUCUGCGUACACAAUACUCGUAGUUUUGUUGCAUUGUGUGACGUUUCUGAUCGGAUAUAUAUUGCGCUUGUGCUUUGCUUUCUUUGUCGUACGUGUCAGUAUUAUUGCAUUUUAAUACCU